Neopsephotus bourkii (Bourke's parrot) is the source of this 1110-nucleotide messenger RNA. It is a transcript of the gene MXD1, whose product is annotated as MAX dimerization protein 1. NCBI's taxonomy places the organism in Eukaryota, Metazoa, Chordata, Aves, Psittaciformes, Psittacidae. The record is from RefSeq and is a predicted model, not a curated record. Gene Ontology annotation, molecular function: RNA polymerase II cis-regulatory region sequence-specific DNA binding; protein dimerization activity; DNA-binding transcription factor activity, RNA polymerase II-specific. The transcript is spliced from 7 exons. Bases 4 to 681 code for a protein of 225 amino acids. Gene Ontology annotation, biological process: negative regulation of transcription by RNA polymerase II.
GCGAUGGCGGCCUCCGGCGGGGGCGGGAUCGGGAUCCAGCUGCUGCUGGAGGCCGCCGAGUACCUGGAGCGCCGGGAGCGAGAAGCCGAGCACGGGUACGCGUCGCUGCUGCCCGGCGGGAAGGACGGGGAGGCCGGGCAGCGCCGCGGAAAGGCCCGGAGGAGGAGCGGUGGCGGCGGCGGCGGCGGCAGGGGCAGGUCGACCCACAGUGAGAUGGAAAAGAACAGGAGAGCUCACCUGCGGCUCUGCUUGGAGAAGCUGAAGAGGCAGGUCCCGCUCGGGCCCAAGGACAGCAGGCACACCACCCUGAGCCUGCUCAGGAAGGCCAAACUGUACAUCAAGAAGCUUGAAGAGGACGACAGGAAAGCCACGCACCAAAUCGAGCAGCUGCAGCGGGAGCAGCGGCACCUCCGGAGGCGGCUGGCGAAGCUGGGCACGGAGAGGAUCAGGACGGACAGCAUCGGCUCCAGCGUCUCCUCCGAGCGCUCCGACUGGGAUGGAGAGGAGCUGGACGUGGAUGUGGAGAGCACGGACGAGCUCCCUGCAGACCUCGACUGGAGCAGCAGCGACUCGGAUGAGAGGGGGAGCCUGCGGAGCGCCUGCAGCGAUGAGGGGUAUUCCAGCUCCGGCAUCAAGAGGCUCAAGCUGCAGAGCGACUGCAAACCCUCUCUUGGGCCAUAAGAUGCAACUCCCGUGGUUGUUUCAGGCCUGGCUCUUUCCCGUUGGAUCCUGUUAGGUAGCACACCGGGCCUUUCCCAUCCUUCUCUUGCACAUCCAACAACCUUCCUGGAGCACCGACCAAAAGGAAGCCAAACUGGUUGGAACUCGAGUCCCAAAAUGCCACUUGGGGCUGGGGGUGGUGAGCGGCUCCCUGGAGCUCCUCUUCCCAUCCAGAAGCUUCUCUCUAUGAGAUUCCCACAUUCCAGGCACAUUUGGAAGCACCUGAGGGUAUCACAGCAGUAAGAGCAACCUCCAAAACCCUCCCUGGUGCUGUCACUGCCUGGUAUUCCAGAUCUACUCCGUAUUUGCCUGGAGAUAUCACAUCCCAGUAGUUGAUGGAAGGGCCCAAAUGUAGGGGUUUUUGGGAGCCAGACACUCAACAGAGCCAGA